AUGGACACGCAAAGGCCGUUCUUUGACGCAGCGAUGUUCAACUUUCUGGACGAGAUCAACUGCACAGAUGUGUCGCCGCGGUGCGUCUUUGGACCCGCUGAAGGCCUCGAUGCGCCGAGCUCCUACCACCCGGACCACCACGGACCACACCAACACCUGACCUCCGGGAGCGCAGGUGCUCGAGCCCACGGAUUUAGUGCUGAUUCCGCUUCUGCUGAGCCGCCCGUCUAUCAUGGGGGCGCUCACGGUGGGCGAGCGAAGAGAAAGCGAGUCAUCACCACCGUCCAGCGCCAGGCCGCCAACAUCAGGGAGCGCAAGAGGAUGUUCAGCCUGAACGAGGCGUUCGACGAGCUGCGCAAGAAGGUGCCCACCUUCGCGUACGAGAAGCGGCUCUCGAGGAUCGAAACGCUGCGGCUGGCCAUCGUCUACAUCUCCUUCAUGACGGAGCUGCUGGAAAAAUAG
Molecule: messenger RNA, 462 nt
Organism: Colossoma macropomum (tambaqui)
Lineage: Eukaryota; Metazoa; Chordata; Actinopteri; Characiformes; Serrasalmidae
Gene: ferd3l
Product: protein Fer3
Exons: 1
Coding region: 1-462 (153 amino acids)
Biological process (GO): regulation of transcription by RNA polymerase II; developmental process
Molecular function (GO): DNA-binding transcription factor activity, RNA polymerase II-specific; protein dimerization activity; RNA polymerase II transcription regulatory region sequence-specific DNA binding
Source: RefSeq, a predicted model, not a curated record